CUACAGAGUAUAAAAAAGUUUUCAUUUAUUGAUAUGUCAAGUUUGAAGUCCGCGCGUUGUCAAAAUGGCCGGAUGAAGCGCAUUCAGCGCUUUCCGGCGGCCAUUCGUAAAAUUACUCCCUUUACUGUGUGACCGUGACAAACAUGGCUCCUACAAAACCAAAAUCAGCGGAUAAAUCCGCUGGCAAAAAAGAAGAGAAGAAGAAGCCGGCAUCCGCCCCCGCUGCUGCCUCUGGUGCUGGGACUUCGUCUAAAGUCGCCCCGGCCCCUAAAGCCGCCGCUAAGGCCUCAGGAGCGACCGGUUCGGCCAAGCCAGCUGAGAAAAAAGCGACGUCGAAAACACCCGCCCCCAAGCCUGCUGCCGCGGCUAAGGUUUCUGGAAGUGCGAAAUCGGCGCCGGCCGCCGCCUCUAAGCCCAAAUCCGGGGCUAAACCCGCCGCUAAGGCCACCGCCAAAGCUGCGGGCAAACCCGCGGCUAAAACUGCGGCCAAGGCUGGAGCCAAGAAGCAACCAGCGACUAAAGUUGCCGGAAAACCGAAAAUUCCGCCAAAGGCUAUCGUGACGAAGCCCAAAAAGACCGUUCCAGUUAAACAACAGAAGGGAGUUGGGAAGAAAGUAGUGCCUGCGGCUCCGGUUCAGAAGGCUUUGAAGGUACAAAAGAAAGUUAUCAAGGGGCCAAAUGGGACGCACGCGAGGAAGAUUAGGACGUCGGUGCAUUUCCACCGCCCUAAGACUUUCAGACCGCCGAGGAAUCCCAAAUAUCCCAGGAAAUCGGUCCCAAGCAGGACUAGGAUGGACGCUUACAAUAUCAUCAAAUAUCCUUUGACUACUGAAGCCGCAAUGAAGAAAAUUGAGGAUAAUAACACUUUGGUAUUUUUGGUACAUACAAGGGCUAACAAACACCACAUUAGGGCCGCUGUUAAAAAGUUGUAUGACAUUAAUGUGGCAAAAGUUAAUUCUUUGAUUAGGCCCGAUGGUAAGAAGAAGGCUUAUGUAAGAUUAGCCAGAGACUACGACGCGUUAGAUGUAGCAAACAAAAUUGGAAUUAUAUAAAAGGUGUCUUCACUUUUUUUGUACAUUUUGACGUAUGAAUAAAACUUGGAGAUGCUUCAAAAAUAA
Messenger RNA from Tribolium madens (black flour beetle), 1118 nucleotides. RefSeq names its product 60S ribosomal protein L25 (gene RpL23A). Lineage: Eukaryota; Metazoa; Arthropoda; Insecta; Coleoptera; Tenebrionidae. Gene Ontology annotation, cellular component: ribosome; cytosolic large ribosomal subunit. The transcript has 2 exons. Gene Ontology annotation, molecular function: structural constituent of ribosome; rRNA binding. Gene Ontology annotation, biological process: translation; ribosomal large subunit assembly. The record is from RefSeq and is a predicted model, not a curated record. The coding region runs from base 144 to 1052 and encodes 302 amino acids.